UUCAUUACUGGCUAACAGUGGAGUCAUGGCAGAGAAAGGGGACCAGACAGGAUCCUGCUGGGAGGACAUGCCUGAUGAAUAUCCUGAACCUCAUGUGGUGAAUGGAAAGGCAGAGGAGGAAUACACCAAUCAUCAGUCGGUCAAAUGCAGCCCCAACCUGCUGCAGAUGCUUAAGGCAGCAGAGAGCAGGAAGACAGCUCAGGGUCGGGACAGAGACGGGUGGUCUGUCCCAGAGGAGUCUGAGACAGGAGAGCUGGUGACUGAAGCGCUGAAGACUGACAUGCCAAUACAGUUCACUGACCAGAAGCAAGAAUUCAACAAGCGUACCUCCAACACUGGUCAUCGCUCUUUGCCUCAUUCCAUCUCACAGUCGUCUACAGAUAGCUACGGUUCAGUGUGCAGUGACAGCUCAGAGGAUGGGUCCUCGCCCAGAGACAAGCCACGGAGGACCUCCAAGGGCCUCUCUGACUUCUGCAUCAAAAACAUCAAACAGGCGGAAUUUGGACGCAGAGAAAUAAUAAUCGCACAGCAAGAAAUGCCAGCACUAAUGAUCCUGAGGAAAGGAGCAGGUGGGGAGAAGCCUCUGGCUGGAGCCCAAGUGGUGGGCUGCACGCACAUCACUGCACAGACCGCGGUGUUGAUUGAGACUCUGUCUGUGUUGGGAGCUCAGUGUCGCUGGGCGGCCUGUAACAUCUUCUCCACUCAGAACGCUGUGGCUGCAGCUCUGGCUGAAGGAGGCACCCCAGUGUUUGCAUGGAGAGGAGAAUCAGAGGACGACUUCUGGUGGUGUAUUGACCGAUGUGUCGGUGCUGAGACCUGGCAGCCCAACAUGAUUAUGGAUGAUGGAGGCGACCUGACCCACUGGAUCCACAAGAAGCACCCGAGCCUGUUCAAGAACAUCAAAGGCAUCGUGGAGGAAAGUGUGACAGGAAUCUAUCGGUUAUACCAGAUGUCAAAGGCCGGCAGGCUGUGUGUCCCGGCUAUUAACGUUAACGACUCGGUGACAAAACAGAAAUUCGACAACCUGUACUGCUGCAAGGAGUCCAUACUGGACGGGUUGAAGAGAACCACUGACAUCAUGUUUGGAGGAAAACAGGUGGUGGUGUGUGGAUAUGGGGAGGUUGGCAAAGGUUGCUGUGCUGCCCUGAAAGCGUUGGGCGCCGUGGUGUACGUCACGGAAGUGGAUCCCAUUUGUGCCCUUCAGGCCUGCAUGGAUGGCUUCAGAGUGAAUAAACUUAGUGAAGUGGCCCGACAGGUAGACAUGGUCGUCACCUGCACAGGCAAUAAAAGUGUGGUGCGAAGGGAACAUCUGGACAGAAUGAAGGACGGCUGCAUACUCUGCAACAUGGGACACUCCAGCACCGAGAUAGAUUUGGUGAGUCUGCGGACUGCAGAGCUGAGGUGGGAGCGUAUGAGGCCGCAGGUGGACCAUGUUAUCUGGCCUGAUGGCAAGAGAAUCGUACUGCUGGCUGAGGGCCGUUUGCUGAAUCUGAGCUGCUCCACGGUGCCCUCAUUUGUCCUCUCCAUCACCGCCACAACUCAGGCUCUGGCUCUCAUAGAGCUGUACAGCGCUCCAGAAGGACGAUACAAACAGGACGUCUACCUGCUGCCAAAGAAGAUGGAUGAAUAUGUGGCUAGUCUUCACCUGCCGACGUUUGAUGCUCACCUCUCGGAGGUGACUGAUGAACAGGCCAAGUACCUGGGCAUCAGCAAACAUGGACCCUUCAAACCCAACGACUAUAGGUAUUAAUUAACCUUCUGGUGGAAACCCCUGAGUCCUGCAGAUAAAGCACUGACACCCUCUACGGGCUCAGUCCUGCCCAGACUCAUUAUUGUGGAGAGACAGUGGACUGUGUCUGUUAUCGUGUGUUACACUGUUCCUGGUUUUAAAUGGUCACAACGUAAUCACAGUGAAUUCUGAAUUGAAACUAAAAGAGUUAAAGUUGAGAGAAACACACAAUGCUGAAUGGCUUUUGUCUAUUCUUCUGCAUGAAAUAAUAACAACACUAUUAGUUAUUGUAGCAGUAACAUAUAUUUAAACUAACAAAAUGGAGAGUAAAAGUUGACAUCUCAAGAAAUAAUCAGCAGUCUUUGUCAUCUGAAUAUCUUCUGAUUUGAGGGUGAAAUAAAGUCUCUUGCUCUAUAAUCCUGAUUUAUAUCUAACAUUAUCACGUUUACCUGAACCUCAUAUUAACCUUAAACGAAGCCUGUGACUGUCUACCAACAGUCAUUUAAAAUGUUGAACAACUGUACUUGAAAAUCAAUUUAUUGCUAGUUGCUAUAAAUCCCAGAUAGUUAGCUGAUUCCUGUUGUUUAAAAUCUGAUGCAUUGUUGAGUGGACCAUCAACACAAAGAAAUGCCCAAAGUUAACAUAUUUGGAUUGAUUUCUAAAAGAUGUUUGCAGUGAAGCAUGCAUAAUAUGAUAUAAUAAAAAAAACAUA
This is a messenger RNA of Cyclopterus lumpus (lumpfish), 2441 nucleotides long. Its product is annotated as S-adenosylhomocysteine hydrolase-like protein 1. Gene Ontology annotation, cellular component: cytosol. The record is from RefSeq and is a predicted model, not a curated record. NCBI's taxonomy places the organism in Eukaryota, Metazoa, Chordata, Actinopteri, Perciformes, Cyclopteridae. Gene Ontology annotation, biological process: L-methionine cycle. The transcript is spliced from 17 exons. The coding region runs from base 26 to 1750 and encodes 574 amino acids.